CCCGGCUGCCCCGCUCUUCCCUCAGGGCUGGAAAGGCCUCCCGGCUGCUCCCUGAGGGGCGGGAAGGGGGCUGGAGAGGCUUCCCGGCCGCCCCGCUCUUCCCUCAGGGCUGGAAAGGCCUCCCGACCGCUCCCUCAGGGCUGGAAAGGCCGCCCCGCUCUUCCCUCAGGGCGGGAAAGGCCUCCCGGCCUCUCCCCGAGGGCGGGAAAGGCCGCCCCGCUCUUCCCGCCCAGCCCUGAGGGGCGGGCAGGCCUCUCUCCCGCCCCGGGGUCUCUCUCCGCCUCGCUCUCCAGAGCCCCGGCCCUCAGGGGGGGUGGGGGCUGUAGGCAGCACAGAUGGUUUCGCCCCCAGCCCGGUACCUAGUGUUCUUUCAGUAUUUUGGCACUAAGUAUAGUGGGGUUAUGGAGACUUCGAAUGAUCAGGCAAUAGCUGGAGUCCAGAAUUAUUUGGAGAAGGCAGCGCAGAACCUGAAACCCCUCGUUCCCAUCAAGUUCUGCAUCUCCAGCCGAACGGAUAGUGGUGUCCAUGCUCUCUGCAACUCUGCUCACUUUGACAUCCAGAGGGCGCCGGGGAAGCCAGCUUUUAAUGAGAAACAGCUCAUCCACUGCCUUAAUUACCACCUGAGGACUGAGCCAAUCCGCAUUCUGAAAGCCCACCGGGUGAGCAGCAGCUUCCACGCGCGCUUCUCCGCCCUGUCCAGGACCUACAUCUACCGGGUGCUGACGGGCUGUGCCCACUACUCCCAGAUACCUGUGUUUGAAAGGGAUCUCUGCUGGGCUCCCAUGGGACCCUCCCUGGACGUGCCUGCCAUGCAGGAUGCAGCACAAUUCCUGCUGGGAACCCAUGACUUCAGCACCUUUCGCUCACUUAACUCCAAAACAGCUUUCCAGCCUCCAGUCAGAACCAUGCUCCAGGCAGACAUCCAGCCCUCUCCUGGUUUCCUGUCCCACCACUAUGAAAACAGGAAACUGGAGUUUUGGGAGCUGAAGUUCAGGAGCAGAUCAUUUCUUUAUCGACAGGUCCGGAGAAUGACAGGGGCUCUGGUUGCAGUUGGUCAGGGCAAGUUAACACCUCAUCAUAUAAAGGAGCUACUGGAGAUAAAAGAUUCACGGGCCUUUCCAUCAUAUGCCAUGGCUCCACCAUCUGGACUCUUCCUGAAAUCAGUGGAAUAUAAUGAAGCAGAUUUGGACACUACAGUUUCCCCAGCAGAAUAGCAGCUCUGGGAGCUGCAGCUGUGUCUGCAGGGACUGCUGUGGGUAUGAUGGAGGUUUGCCAAGCCCUCUUCCCACAGUACAUGAUCUUGUCUCAAUAAAAAUCAUUGACUGUGACUGCAGGCAUCUUCCUAUCAUUUGUUCUUGCCCUUUGAGACUGCCAAGAGGAAGGGAAGAACAGCUCCAUGAGGCUUUCAGAUAACGGGUUUUGUUCUUUG
Molecule: messenger RNA, 1429 nt
Organism: Apus apus (common swift)
Lineage: Eukaryota; Metazoa; Chordata; Aves; Apodiformes; Apodidae
Gene: PUSL1
Product: pseudouridine synthase like 1
Exons: 8
Coding region: 336-1214 (292 amino acids)
Biological process (GO): tRNA pseudouridine synthesis
Molecular function (GO): RNA binding; pseudouridine synthase activity
Source: RefSeq, a predicted model, not a curated record